Phytophthora nicotianae INRA-310 is the source of this 189-nucleotide messenger RNA. RefSeq lists its product as hypothetical. The coding region runs from base 1 to 189 and encodes 62 amino acids. The record is from RefSeq and is a predicted model, not a curated record. Lineage: Eukaryota; Oomycota; Peronosporomycetes; Peronosporales; Peronosporaceae. The transcript has a single exon.
AUGGUCCCGGUAACCGAUACCGAUGAAAGCCAAGAGGAGGACAACCGCUCUCAACAUCACGACGCCAAUAUUGCUGCAGUAGCGAUGACCUCUAAGAAGCAACUGUUCGACACGGCGGCGUCGGACGCUGCAGGCAACACGCCGACGUUCCGGUCGAUCGAAACGGCCGACGAUCGAGCAGAACCAUAG